Hydatigera taeniaeformis is the source of this 372-nucleotide messenger RNA. NCBI's taxonomy places the organism in Eukaryota, Metazoa, Platyhelminthes, Cestoda, Cyclophyllidea, Taeniidae. The record is from the annotation of a GenBank genome assembly.
AUGGCGCUGCCCAGUGAAAGCAUGGAGUCUCGUGAGGCCAGUUUCGAUGAAAUCGAAAAUCUUCGUGCCGAAGUUAAACGACUCUCGGAUGUUGUAGCCGAACAAUCUGAGUUGAUCACACACAUCCAGGGGGUCUUAAUUGCAAAGUUGUGCUUCCCGUUCCAGAAGUCUAGCGAGGAUAAGCCGGUGGACAAGUUGGAGUUGCUGACGGAAUUCAAUCAGCAUAAGAUCGCAAUGGCCUGUUUGGAACGGGAUAAUGUGGCCAUGGAGUCGAUGAUUAAACAGCUUGAGAAUAAUGGAAGUGUUCGCUAUUAUUUCAUCGGAAUUGUGGGGUGUCACAGUUGUGCUGAAAAUCAAGGUCUCCCACCUUAG